This is a messenger RNA of Frieseomelitta varia, 1070 nucleotides long. RefSeq names its product protein TSSC4. The record is from RefSeq and is a predicted model, not a curated record. The transcript has 2 exons. NCBI's taxonomy places the organism in Eukaryota, Metazoa, Arthropoda, Insecta, Hymenoptera, Apidae. The coding region runs from base 177 to 932 and encodes 251 amino acids.
ACUUUCGAGAUAAAAUGGCGACGUACAUACGACGCAGUUUAACGUCAAUAUUUUUACGUUCUUUAAAUGUUUAAGUAUUAAUAAAUUAAUAAAGUGACAAUAGGUUAUAUUUUUGUCUGUAUUACCCAUACUUUGACGUUUUCAUAAAACAUAAACAAAUAUAAAGAAACGUUAAAAUGCAUACAACAACAGAUUUUGUUUUACAUGGUGGUAAUGCAGAAUUUGCAAACAGACAGAAAUUGUUGUUUGACAAACUGUCAGAUGCAGAGCAAGAAUGUAAUAAGAAUAAAAUGGUUGUUGAAUCUACAGAAUCUGCAAUAGAUGUUGACAGUGACUCAAACUAUUCUCAAAUCUUAAGAGCUGGCCGUAAAAGUCAAACGAGAAGAUUUCGUGGUAAGGAGAGUAUUUUCAAACGGCCAGAAGGUCCAGCACCACGGGCUUUGAGCAGAAAUAUACCAGAUUUUCAUAAGAAUCCUCAUAAAUGGAAAAAAUAUAGUUUAGAUGAUGUAUCCAAUGAUGAUAUGACAGAAGAAAGUAAUACAAGGGCUGCAUUAUCAUUUCUGAAGGAAUUGAAAGCAAGAAAAUCAGUGGAAAAAAUACAAGAAUCAGAGAAAAUGGAUGUAGACGAGUCUGGUUCUGGAAGAAGGAGUCAAGCAAAAAUAACGUUCAAAUCUAAGAAACAGAAAACAUCUGCUGAAGAUGUUGAAUUUAAGAAACCAGAAAACAAUGCAGACAAAACAGGCAAUACGCCAGUUAUUAUUGAAACUGAUGACAAGCCAGUCUUUAGAAGUAGCAAAAUUAUCAUGCCAGAAUAUGUUGUUGGCCAAAAGAAGAAGAAAAAGGUUAAGAGAGACAUUCAUCCUAUGAAAGUAGACAGAGCUAAACAACUUAAACUGGAUCACUUGGAAGAACCUGAUGAAGAGGAAAAUUGAAAAUUGAGAAUUUAUUACUAUUGUAAAUGUAACUGCUUUCCAAGUUUUCUCUAUAAUAUGAAUAUUUGAUUUUCACCGAUGUAUGUAUUUUGAAUAUAGCGGCAAUAAAUACACUGUACGUAUUUCUUCAUACGUAUU